AUCAUUUUGUUUCAGAAUAUUUUAAAUUUGUAUUCAUUUUUCUUGAAAUCGAUUGCAAUGGUAAUUUAGCAAAUAGAGUGGGAAUAUUUAUUAUGACUUUCUCAUAAAUCACAGAAUGUGCCUAUUGUUUGGGUGAUGGGCGGACCAAGCAGCGGGAAGAGCACGAUGUCCCAAAAUAUUGUGGAUAAGUACGGCUACAAACUACUGUCUCCUAGCGAGUUGGUGGAGAGAGAGAUUCGGUCUAAUUCUGUAAAGGGUGUUGAAUUUGCUGCAAAGCGUCAAGAGGGUCACGAAGUUCCUCUCGCGGAAUGUGUGCACCUGCUAGAAAGCGAAAUAAUGAGCAAUCGAGGUUCUCUCAGAGGUUUCGUUAUAGAUGGCUAUCCGCAAAAUCAGAGUGAUGCUGCAAUUUUGGAGCAAAGCAUCGGAGUUCCCGAUUUGAUCAUUGCUUUGGAAAUUGGCCAGCAAACAGCGGAGACGCGUAGAUCGGUGGAUAGCACCACUCUCCCAUCAACAGUUAGUUUCUAUAUGAGAAAUGCUCAGCCGGUGUUAGCUCAAUAUUCGGAUAAAAUAAUGCAAAUUGAUGCGGAACGCAAUUCCAGCGACAUUUUCAAUGAUGUGGUGCCCAAUAUAGACGCAAUUGCUAAGAAUUAUGGCAAUCCUAUUGCAAUUUCACGUUCCUCACAUUAACAUGGCGCAAUUAAUCAAAAUUCAAGUUGGAAACACAAAAAAUCUUAAAAUUGUAUUGCACAGA
Molecule: messenger RNA, 751 nt
Organism: Drosophila albomicans
Lineage: Eukaryota; Metazoa; Arthropoda; Insecta; Diptera; Drosophilidae
Product: adenylate kinase isoenzyme 1-like
Exons: 3
Coding region: 136-687 (183 amino acids)
Biological process (GO): nucleoside triphosphate biosynthetic process
Cellular component (GO): cytosol; cytoplasm
Molecular function (GO): AMP kinase activity; ATP binding
Source: RefSeq, a predicted model, not a curated record